UUUAUUCUCGCCUUCCUUUCUUCCCGAGACGGCGAGCACCGCUCUUGAUCCUCGGUGGAUUCCCCUCCCCGCCUGCCCCCCGUUUUCGCGACGCCGUCGACCGCUCGAGACAGAGCAAUGGACAACCAGCGGCGGACUCGCAAGCGAAGUGUUUGUGAGCUGAGCGGACGGGACCUGCACCCGUGCAGCAGCGAGCAGAGCCUGAGCAGCAAUGCGAGCCUUCCAGUAUGCCAUGCGGGCCGGGCUACGAAGGCCGGGCGGCGAGCUGGGCCGUGUGCUUCGAGCGUCUGCUGCACGACCCCCUCGGCCUGCAGCUCUUCACGGCUUUUCUCAAGAAGGAGUUCAGUGAGGAGAACAUCAUGUUUUGGCAGGCGUGUGAAGACUUUCGACAGAUCCCGUCGGACCAGGCUGCCCAGCUCUUUCAGACGGCGCGUCGGAUUUACGAGCGAUUCCUGUCGGAGAAGGCUGCCAUGCCCGUCAACAUCGACAGCCAGGCGCACAUUUCGGACGACAACCUGAAUGCUCCGCACCCUGCGAUGUUCCACGUGCAACAGCAACAGAUCUUUAACCUGAUGAAGUUCGACAGCUAUUCACGUUUUCUCAAGUCGCCCCCGUACCAGGAGUGCCUACUCGCCGAGGUGGAGGGCCGCCCUCUGUUGUCGGCGCUUGCCGACGCAGGCCACACGGCCGCCACCGAAAAGCCCGGCAGCGCGUCCAGCACCGUGGUCACGCCCAAAAAGGUACGCCGCUAUCGCUACUCGCUCAUCUCCAAAAAGAUCUGACGCCUUUUCCUCCUUGGCGAUUUAUUGCUACACUCCUGCCCCGAGUCAAGAUGAG
This is a messenger RNA of Lethenteron reissneri (Far Eastern brook lamprey), 837 nucleotides long. Its product is annotated as regulator of G-protein signaling 14-like. The record is from RefSeq and is a predicted model, not a curated record. Gene Ontology annotation, cellular component: plasma membrane; nucleus; cytoplasm. Lineage: Eukaryota; Metazoa; Chordata; Hyperoartia; Petromyzontiformes; Petromyzontidae. Gene Ontology annotation, molecular function: GTPase activator activity. Gene Ontology annotation, biological process: regulation of G protein-coupled receptor signaling pathway.